This is a messenger RNA of Carassius carassius (crucian carp), 2931 nucleotides long. RefSeq names its product transcription factor COE1-A-like. NCBI's taxonomy places the organism in Eukaryota, Metazoa, Chordata, Actinopteri, Cypriniformes, Cyprinidae. The transcript has 17 exons. Bases 233 to 2047 code for a protein of 604 amino acids. Gene Ontology annotation, biological process: regulation of transcription by RNA polymerase II. Gene Ontology annotation, molecular function: RNA polymerase II cis-regulatory region sequence-specific DNA binding; DNA-binding transcription factor activity, RNA polymerase II-specific. The record is from RefSeq and is a predicted model, not a curated record.
ACUCUUGCAGUUGUUGCUAGUUUUUUUUUUUUUUUGCACGGUGUUCCCAAACCUGGAUGUUGACAUCUCGCGUUUCUUUUGGCACGUCGCUCUAUUUUCUGUUUCAGAGGGGAAGCGCUAAUAGAGACAAACGCGGUGACACCUGCUCACCCAUACACUUCUCACUGUCUUUUUUAACGGAGCGAUCAAAAGAAGCAAGCACCGACUGAGACGGUGACAGGAGUCUGUUUUCAUGUUCGGGAUUCAAGACAGCAUUCAAAGGAGCGGGAGUAGUAUGAAAGAAGAGCCCAUCGGUGCCGGGAUGAACGCUGUCCGGACAUGGAUGCAGGGUGCCGGGGUGUUGGAUGCAAACAUAGCCGCUCAGAGUGGAGUGGGUCUUGCUCGAGCACACUUUGAGAAGCAGCCUCCUUCAAAUCUUCGCAAAUCCAACUUCUUCCACUUCGUUUUAGCGCUAUACGACAGACAAGGACAACCCGUGGAAAUUGAAAGAACUACUUUUGUUGGAUUUGUUGAAAAAGAAAAGGAAACUACCGGGGAAAAGACAAACAAUGGGAUCCAUUACAGAUUGCAGCUUCUUUACAGCAACGGCAUCAGAACAGAACAGGACUUUUAUGUACGCCUGAUUGACUCAAUGACCAAACAGGCAAUUAUGUAUGAAGGGCAAGACAAAAACCCAGAGAUGUGCCGGGUCCUGUUGACGCACGAGAUCAUGUGCAGCCGCUGCUGUGACAAGAAAAGUUGUGGCAAUCGUAACGAGACGCCCUCCGACCCGGUCAUCAUCGACAGGUUUUUCCUGAAAUUCUUCCUCAAAUGCAACCAGAACUGCCUAAAGAAUGCAGGGAACCCACGAGACAUGCGACGAUUUCAGGUGGUGGUGUCUACGACGGUCAACGUGGACGGUCAUGUCCUGGCUGUGUCUGAUAACAUGUUUGUACACAAUAAUUCUAAACAUGGACGCAGAGCUCGCAGGCUGGACCCGUCUGAAGGCACUCCGUCAUACCUGGAACACGCUACUCCUUGCAUUAAGGCCAUCAGUCCCAGUGAAGGCUGGACGACAGGGGGUGCCACAGUCAUCAUCAUUGGUGAUAACUUCUUUGACGGCCUACAGGUCAUUUUUGGCACCAUGCUGGUAUGGAGUGAGCUCAUUACCCCUCACGCCAUUCGAGUGCAGACUCCUCCCAGACACAUACCCGGGGUUGUGGAGGUCACUCUGUCCUACAAGUCAAAGCAGUUCUGCAAAGGUACACCAGGCAGAUUUAUCUACACAGCACUGAAUGAACCCACAAUUGACUACGGUUUCCAGCGGUUACAGAAGGUGAUCCCUAGACACCCAGGUGACCCCGAGCGCUUACCAAAGGAGGUGAUUCUGAAGAGGGCAGCAGACCUGGUGGAAGCUCUGUAUGGGAUGCCACACAAUAAUCAGGAGAUCAUUCUGAAAAGAGCAGCAGAUAUAACAGAGGCACUCUACAACAUCCCACGUGGACACAACCAGCUGCCAGGUCUGGCCAACAGCUCAGUCCACGCUGGCAUGAUGGGAGUCAACUCCUUCCACAGUCAGCUCGCUGUCAAUGUCUCUGAGUCCACACAAGGAGCCAAUCAGGGUUUCAGUCGAAACACAAGCAGUGUUUCCCCUCACGGUUAUGUACCCAGCACGACCCCCCAGCAGAGUAGCUACAGUACCGUCUCUACCAAUAUGAAUGGAUACGGCAACACAGGCAUGACCACGCUGGGAGGCUCACCCAACUUCCUCAAUGGCUCUGCUGCCAACUCUCCUUAUGCCAUUGUUCCUUCCAGUCCCACCAUGGCCUCCUCCACCAGUCUUCCCUCCAACUGCAGCAGUUCCUCAGGCAUCUUCUCUUUCUCUCCGGCCAACAUGGUGUCUGCAGUCAAACAGAAGAGCGCUUUUGCUCCCGUCGUGCGGCCCCAGGCCUCGCCACCCCCCACCUGCACCAGUGCCAAUGGAAACGGCCUCCAAGUAGAUCAAUCUUUUGUGGACUCUAGCAAGUACUCCACCGCCAACUCCCUGCAGGGACUGGCCUUCUCCUGAACGAUCCCAGGGAUGAUUGUUCCUCCCAUGUAGGGGCUCCUGGGCCGCUGAAGAGACACAUUUGAUUUCAGCUCUCAUUGGAGAAUCUACGCUCUGAGCUGAAGGCAAUUUCUGGUGGAGGAGACAUGAAAACUGAACUUUUAAAACUCAGGCCUUUUAACAAAGGAAUCUCAUUUUAUGGGUAGAAAGCGUAUGUUUGCUUUUGUUUUUAAGCUAAUUUCUGGACUGCUCUACUGAAGGACUUUCCCUCCCCCCGUGUUUUGCCCAUGCAGAAAGGAGAGAUGGAUCUCCUUUUUAUUCAUUGGCUUUUUUUGAUGAAUUUAAUGAAUUUUACAGACUGUAUCACACAAACAUGACACUUUAGGAGCGGGUGCAUCCCUAAUGUUUCUGAGAGCAGUUACAGGCAACAGCACAGAUCUCUGUUAAUACUGAGCAGUUUUAUAUGAACAGACACAUUCGUGAAAAAUUCAAAUGAGAAUAUUUAGGCCAACUGUUUGAAUACAGAGAAGAAGAAGGGGAGGUUUUUUUUGUCCCAGAGUGAAGCCAACAAAUAGUUUGCCAUAAUGUCGUUUGUUUUCAUACAAAAUGAAAUUGUAGCGCCAUACUCACUUCCUCAUUGUUUUUUUCUUUUUUGUUUUUUAACGAAGCAUCUGGGUACCAGCCGGUUUGAAUAGCUAUGAUGUAGGAAAGUUAUUUAAGAGUUAAUAAAUGCUGUCAUGCUGCAAUUUUCAAUGUCCAGAUUCAUCCUCAAAGAGAAGGAUAAGCGUCCCAGUUUCCACAACAAAUCAGUAUUUAUGUUCAUGCAAAUAUUUGCUGCUAAAAAGAGCACAGAUAUGACGUAAACAGAUGGACUGAAGGAAAGAGCCCUCAGUUGCAAUGCCAAU